Durotheca rogersii is the source of this 1206-nucleotide messenger RNA. RefSeq lists its product as uncharacterized. The record is from RefSeq and is a predicted model, not a curated record. The transcript has a single exon. NCBI's taxonomy places the organism in Eukaryota, Fungi, Ascomycota, Sordariomycetes, Xylariales, Xylariaceae. The coding region runs from base 1 to 1206 and encodes 401 amino acids.
AUGCCCCUACGCUUUACCACCCCUCGUCUGCCAAUGCUCUCCCCUCGCCUGACAUCGGGGCUCUGGCGGCUCCAGCGGAAAGCCCCGGCCAAAUCCCUGCCAGCAGCAACACUUAUGUCGUCUUCCCGCAAAGCCUUCCACCGGACGCCUUACCGGUCGAAAUUGUACGAUGUAGAUGUGUUUUCGAGCUACGAACCGCCACCGGCUCCCUGGCGCCUCAACCAGACAGCGUUCGGCGUUACAACACGUGAUGGAGGCGAUCCGCGUUCCGACGUACCAGGAGUCCCCGAACCCGAGCCUCCGAGAUGCUACGGCGACACGGGCCCAACUUCGUUGAGGACCCUGCUCUUGAACGGGCAGAAGAAAUGGGGGCUUCAUAUCUAUCGCACUACGUACAGCGACCAGAAGGCGUGGGAGACCUUCGAGACCCACAUAAUGAAGAUGUUACGCUUCCACACAGCUUCCCUCCCCACCCCCGAGAUUUUGGAGGAGAUGGAGUGGCCCAUCGUCCAGGACCGAGCCAACCUUGACGGCGCGUCACCGAAGGACAUAUACCGCCGGUUCAAGAAAUGGCAGAACCGCAAGCCGCAUCCCGACGAAGACAAAAGCUGGGCGGAGUAUCUAAGUCAAACGACGUACUCAUUAUACCCAUGGGACGGGAUCGACUGUCAUUUGACGGGUUCGUGGGACGAGAUAGAUCCGGAGAACCCGUGCAGCGAGAGUGAAAUCGAGGAGAGUUCGCCGGCCAAGAGCGAUUCCGAGAGUUCUUGCAGCGGGAGUGACUCGGAGAAUUCACGUGGCGCGAGCGAUUCCGAGAUUGUGCGCGGCGAGAGCGAUUUGCCGGUCCUACGCCCUGGGUACGGUAGACAGCAUGACGUCAGAAACGUCUUCUACAUCGUCGUUGACGAGCGAUCCUUGAGGAGCGUACUCAACUCGACCCUCGACAUGUUCAACCGAGGCUGGGUCUACAUCGUUUGGGCCCCGAGGGGUAUCCUCGACCGCUAUGGGGGGGAGUGGCCAGACAAGCAGCUCGAUCACAUCCCCGACCGUGACUUCGACCUCUUUUGGUCGAGGAUCACAACGGACGAUAUGUGCUCGAUACUCUAUACGGAACUCCGUGACACGGCGUCGUCAUAUCGUGAUCUCCUAUCCGACCUAGAUACUAACGGUUACCCUCGGGGAUAUUCCGAGUAUGGUCGGCAAUGA